AUGACGACAGACGAGCUGGAGCAUCAGCCAGCCCAGAAUGGACCGAGUGUGAAAGGCGGGGGGGAGGAGAGCCUGUGCCAAACUCCGAGUGUGCUUGGCGUGGCCAAGUGCUGUGGAGGAUUCCCAGAUGUCAGCUGUCACUCAGGGGUCCCUAACAGGCCUGAUGGCACAAAGACAGAAUCCAGAAGGGACACAGGGGAUGCUACAAAAAUCACCCCCAAUUCAGAGCAUGAGGAAUCAUUUGGAAACAUCUCUUUCCCUGAAAACCAGAGAUACUCGCCUGGGGAGUUUAAUUCCAGUGAAGAUUUCUCCCUCAUUCCUUCAGCCCAGCUACCAAAGAAAGCGGAAAAUGAGCUCCCCCAGUCCAUCGGCACUGGCAUCGACAACUCCUCUUUCCAAGCGGGGAAGGCUACCCUCCACCCUGCCUACUGCGCCAACGGCUGUGGGCUCCCCCCGGCUUCCGUGAGGCAGCAGCCGCGAGUCUCCAAGAAGCAGCGCAUCAGCUCACCCGCCUCCGUCUGCACCAACAGCAGUAAGAAGAGCUGCAAGUCCACAGCAUCUCAGACAGAAGUAGCUGGGGAUGAGCUGUGUGCCACUCUCCUCUUAGCUUGCCUCUUCUGCCGUUUCUCGGACAUCCUGCCGCUUUUCUCGGGCCUUUUCUGCUCUUGCUUCCCUGUGCCAUCCUGCAGCUCCAGGCUUCUGGGCUUUUGCUCGGACCCCCAGAGCUGCUGCUGCUGCUGCUGCUGUCGGUUUGAGGCCGGCCUGGAGUUAUGCUACCAAACUGAUCGCUGUGCACACUGUGCUCUUGCCUGCCUCUUCUGUGAGUUUAUGUCCCUCUGCUCACUUGCCCUGGACUGUGGGGGCUGCGGGGGCUGCCUAGAGGCUUGCUGUGGUGGAGAAGGAGGGGAGUCCCUUGCCGAGAGCUGCUGUGGGGAAGCAGGUGAAGGAAAUUGCCCCUGUGGGUUAGGCUGCGGGAUGUUGCAGGAUUGCUGCGGCUCCUCUGACUGUCUUGAGAUCUGCCUGGAGUGCUGUUCUAUCUGCUUCCCAGCCUGAAUUCAGGGACCCGGAGAUCGUGUCCACCUGUCCUCCGUGGUUCUGGACUGUGUUGGGAUGUGUGUAUAUCCCUUUGGGAAUCCCAUCCCACCAAACUGCAAAGCAUGGCAAGAGAUUAAUCUGGGCCUCUUUUCUUACCAAAGCCCCAACUCCUUUGAACAUCCAUAUCAUGGUAAC
Lacerta agilis (Sand lizard) is the source of this 1230-nucleotide messenger RNA. RefSeq names its product keratin-associated protein 5-1-like. Lineage: Eukaryota; Metazoa; Chordata; Lepidosauria; Squamata; Lacertidae. The record is from RefSeq and is a predicted model, not a curated record.